AUGUCACGUUCUCGUCUUCCACCCACUCCCGCCAUGUCGGGAGAGCUCAUCAUCAAGGAACAGAUGCCCAUCGAUGGCACGGAUUCCUUCGCAUUGCCUCCUGCGGCCAUCAGCCCCUCCAAGCUGGACUCUGCCAGUAGACGCUCCUCCAAGUCGGACCCAUCCGUCUUUUGUCCUGCCUCCCCCGCUUCCCCAGAUCUGGGUCCCGGACGCAAUCCACAGCCCCCGCGGCAGGCCAGUGUCAAAAGACCGCUGGAAGACUUCGACCUCCCGCCGCCGCCUACACGCACUCGCAAGAUCAUCCAGAUGAAACCCAAGACCCAAUCCUCGCCCAAGCCAGCUUCGACCGCCGCCAGAUCAUCGUCCAAAGACUCCACCAAUAAGAACUCGGCCAACAAUGCGUCCCCGGCCGCUUCCAAGAAGAAACAGCCUAGUGCGACCAGUGCUGCCGGUCGGAAGAUCGCCCGGAAGACGGCGCAUAGUCUGAUCGAACGGCGACGGAGAUCCAAGAUGAACGAGGAAUUCGCGACCUUGAAGGACAUGAUUCCCGCGUGUCGGGGCCAGGACAUGCACAAACUGGCGAUUCUCCAGGCAAGCAUCGAAUAUGUCAAUUACCUGGAAAAAUGCAUUCAAGACCUCAAGACGGCCGGAAAUCCUCAACACUCCGCCAUGCCGCCGCGCAUGCCCCCGGCUCCCCCUUCUCCAGCGUCACCAGAGGUGCUCGAGGGUGGUGACGGCCCAUACUCGGCAUCGGCAUCUCCUGACUUAGUGCCCGACGGUCGGCAAACCGCCAUGACUUCGCCGGCCUUCUCGCCCCGGAGUCACGCGCCGUCGACGGGUGUCCUGGAACCCACCCCAACGAUCUUGCCGAGCCCCGCACUGGGGCCCUCCUAUUCCUCCACCCGGGACAUCUCCCGGAGUUCAUGGACCCUGCUGUCGUCUGCCAACACUUCUCCCGUCAUCCAACCCGAAUAUCGCCCAGCAUUGUCUGCUGACAUGGAUCAUGAGGCGUCGGCAGCUUUGCUCAUGCUCAAUCGAGAGUGUCGUCGAUCCAUCAGCUCCGUUCAGGAAGAGCAGUCGGAGAGUACCCCAACUACACUUCCAGAACCGCGGAGGCAAUCAAGGAUGAGUGUGAAAGAUCUAUUGAUCUCGUAG
Messenger RNA from Aspergillus terreus NIH2624, 1155 nucleotides. RefSeq lists its product as uncharacterized. The record is from RefSeq and is a predicted model, not a curated record. The transcript is spliced from 2 exons. Gene Ontology annotation, molecular function: protein dimerization activity. Bases 1 to 1155 code for a protein of 384 amino acids. NCBI's taxonomy places the organism in Eukaryota, Fungi, Ascomycota, Eurotiomycetes, Eurotiales, Aspergillaceae.